Molecule: messenger RNA, 2641 nt
Organism: Nematolebias whitei (Rio pearlfish)
Lineage: Eukaryota; Metazoa; Chordata; Actinopteri; Cyprinodontiformes; Rivulidae
Product: KN motif and ankyrin repeat domain-containing protein 2
Exons: 7
Coding region: 188-2338 (716 amino acids)
Biological process (GO): negative regulation of actin filament polymerization
Cellular component (GO): cytoplasm; cytoskeleton
Molecular function (GO): protein binding
Source: RefSeq, a predicted model, not a curated record
CCCUUUCACACACAAGCAAAGCCAGCUUGUGUUAUGGCAGGGGCUGCACGGUGGCAUUCAUCAUAUAGUCGUUGCAUGCUACGCUCCCUGACUGCUCAGGAGACACACAGGCAGAUCUGAGGACAGACUGCAGCAGGCAGGGAGGGAAAGGCCUUCAGGAUCAAAACGUGGAGGAAACAGGCUGAACAUGUCACAAGGAAAGAGUUUACAACAUAAAAUGACAGAGAAUGGAAUUAAAGCAAAGCUCCCUUAUGCGGUGGAAACCCCUUAUGGCUUCCAAAUUGACCUAGACUUCUUAAAAUAUGUGGACGACAUUGAGAAAGGCAACACCAUCAAAAGAGUUCCAAUUCAGCGCCGAAGUAAAGGACCUCGUGCCAGCACUCUGCCCAGGCAGAUGAACUCUUCAGAGGGAGGCUGCCGUCCAAGCUUCUGGGGAUCUGUGGGGGCUCUUGCCCCUCUUUUAGAUACCCAUCAUCAUGGCGACGCUUCUUAUGCUUAUAAUAGAAGGACACCUUUGUCUCCCAUGAGCCUAAGAUCUCAGUCUGAAAUGGAGGUCAAAAUCAAAGAUUUUGAUGAGCACCCUCUAAGAGAACACAUCAGGCCUCAUCUGCAGGCCUCUAGUUUACCACAUGCAGUGAUACCAAGACAGGAUUCAGAGUCCACAGAUGACCAGUGCAGCCUCUGGAGCUCAAGGAAUCACUUGGGAGGAGCCGACACCUCAUGUGAAGAUGUCUUCCAGUCUUCAGACAGCCCUCAUCUCCAAGAUUGCUCAGGACUGCUGAGGCGCCUGACUGAAGCCCUUGAACGUGUGGCGGAGCUCGAGAUGGAAGUGAGGGUUAUCCCUGAGCUCAGGGCUCAGAUCUGCAUCCUCCAGGAGGAAAGAGAGAGGCUAAGCCUGGGCCUGGGUCCACAGGUUUCUGUUUCCAAGAUGAAUGGAACCACAGAGCCAUCCCUUUGUGCUUCCUAUGACAAAGUGGACAUCAAAAGGUGGCACAAUGUCACUGAGGAUGUUUUAAAUCCCAAACAUGAGUGGAAGAAAAGUACAGAUCUGGAUGAGCUACUGACAGUGACAUCCCUGCAGGCCAAAGUGGCUGUGCUGGAACAAAAGCUCACUGAUACUGAGCUGGAACACCAGAGAUUGGAGGGGCUGCUGCGGGAGCAACAGGAUGAGAGCAAGACAAAAGCUAAGAAGAUAGAGCAUCUGAUUAAGAAUCCAGCAGUGUGGGUGCGUGCAGAGAGAGUUGUGGUUGACCAGGACGAGGAUGAGACAGUGGUGAGAUCGACUGAACCAUCUUGUAAUAAAGCAUUGUUCUUCAACUGUACAAGAACGGAAACCUCAAAUGUUCAAAAACAUCAAGACUCAGUAACAUCUACUGAAAGUUUGGUAUCUGCAGCGGGGGCACACACAGAGGAGAUCAUUCACCACAUUAAGAAGAUCAAGAGACUCUUGAAUGAGCAGUGGGAGGGUGUGUGUGGAGGUUCGAGAGAUAAAAGUAAAGUCCUACAACACCCUGAUCCUAAAGUCAACUCCAUGCAGCAUGAGAUGAUGGAACUCAUUGACAUCCUUAUGUCUCAUUAUAAACAUCAUGGAGAUGAUGAUGCCUCUAAAUCCACCUCGAAGAUAAAUGGAAGUGUCCAGAAGUUCAAAAUCCUGCACUCAGAACCUGCUAAUGAAGGGUUAAAGAAAGCUCUGGCUAAAUUGUUUGAACACUGGUUCAGCGCUGCAGCAGAGGAGUCGUCUGAGGCCUGCAGGGUGGCUGCGUACAUCAGUGAAGUAAGGAGAGUGGCACCGUCACUUCUGACCUUCCUCAUCAACCUCCCAGAUGACAAUGGUAACAUGGUGCUGCAUUACAGCGUGUCAAACUGUAACUACAGCAUUGUUAACCUGCUGCUGGACACAGGUGUGAGUGACGUAAAUAUUCAGAACAAUGCCGGCUAUACAGCAGUGAUGCUGGCCUCCCUGACUGUUCCUUAUGAGCCUGGUGGGAUGGAGGUAGUCCGGAAGCUAAUGGAGCAGGGAAAUGUUAACAUUCGCUCCAGCCAGACAGGCCAAACAGCUUUACACUUGGCAGUGAGACAAGGCCAGGUUGUUAUGGUCCGGCUGUUGCUGAGCUGCGGGGCAGAUGCUAACAUACAGGACAAGCACGGAACAACAGCCCUCAUGUUAGCCUCUGAGAGAGGCCACACGCACAUCGCAAGGCUGUUGCUGGAAAGAAGCCAAUGUGAUGUGAUGGCGUUUGACAAGCGGGGUCAAACUGCACUCUCUAUUGCCAUCCAGUGUUCCUACUCUGACACUGCCGCCCUGCUGCAAGCCCACAUUAAAGAUCGGGUUCUGUAGGGCUGAAGACUUGGAAAACAUUUGUAAAUGAAGUAUCUCCUUUCCCACUCUGUUUGGAGCACUUCUAAACACAGAUUCAACAGCUUCUUUCAUGGGAAGGAUUCUAAAACAUCUGCAUGAGCUUUGGCUGGACAGGCCUCACGAAAAUAAGAAUGUGAACAUGCUGAAAGGACUAUGUAUUGUCAUCACUGUAUGUGUCCAUAGAAUGAUGAAAUGUGUGCUCUGCAUUGAACUCAUCAAGCGUAAUAUACACCCAACUGGAGCAAUGAGCAGCUAAUGAAGCACCUAGGGAGGAGUUAGGGA